UCUGCCGGCAGGAGAAGCCAUACAAUUUAGACACCAGCGUAAUAUGCAUGAAGCACUUUACGGAUAAGGAUUACAUGAGAACUGCUAGUCGACCAUCGCUUCGCCGCGACGCCAUGCCAACCAUUUUUGAGUGGGAAAUAGAUCCUGCUCCGGUGUGUGAGUCACAAAAUGACAGCGUUGAGGAGAUCAUUGAGCUACAAAAUUGCGAAGUUGGUUUAAAUGAAGGCGAUAAAGUAUAUCGGCCCAGGGACGGUACUCUUGAUGCUUCGACGUCACCUAUCCGUAACUGUGUUUACUAUGAUAGUGAUCUACAGGAAGUGGAAGUGUUGAAAGUGGAAGUUGAGACAUUCAAGCGCGAAAAUGCACACCUCAAAAAGGAAACCGAAAAGCAGUGCACCGAGCUCGCUACAUUGAAGCGGGAGUCCGACCUGCAAUUGAAGAGACACGCAUGGAAAAUGGAGUCACUGCAAAAACGUUUGGAUGAAAUGGCUGCCCAAAUGAAAAAUGUGGAAGAUGCACUAGCUUCCAUCUUCACCAAAGGGCAGAUAGCGAAGCUGAAGUCUGGGUCGAAGCGACGAAAAUGGGCGGAAGAGGAUAUUGCGAAGCCUCCGCUUACAAGUAUUUUGCUGAAAAACUUAAGCUCUAAUGCAGAACUGUGGCCGGUUGAAGAAGCGGAAUUCGAGGAUUUGGAGCUAGACGGACUCGAGCAUUUAGCGGGAUAUAUUUGCCACAAGCUGCAGGAUGACAUUCCCAGCACGUCGUUCAGGAGCAAUGACGACCAUUCAUUCUCCUGGGCGGAUCACCUUAAUGAGGCAUGAAUCAAUGUCCGCAUUUCACACGCACUGAUCUCAGUAUUUCAGACUCCUAAAAUUAAAAUACUUGCAUGCUACGUAAGUCCCUAGUUUUAAAAAAUCAUCAAGCGUCUUUUAUACAAAUAUAAACUUAUUUAUUUGCAGGCAAGUAAUAUGAUUUAUACAAAGGCCCUUUUCAGGGCCGCCAAUUAAUUAACAAAGAGAUUAAAAUUUUAUGCUUAGAUAAAUACAUAUAUACCAAUCAACAAGAGGCCCUUUUCAGGGCCGCAAUUAAGUUGAC
Molecule: messenger RNA, 1092 nt
Organism: Rhagoletis pomonella (apple maggot)
Lineage: Eukaryota; Metazoa; Arthropoda; Insecta; Diptera; Tephritidae
Exons: 6
Coding region: 48-818 (256 amino acids)
Source: RefSeq, a predicted model, not a curated record